This is a messenger RNA of Hippocampus zosterae (dwarf seahorse), 1489 nucleotides long. It is a transcript of the gene gkap1, whose product is annotated as G kinase anchoring protein 1. Gene Ontology annotation, cellular component: Golgi apparatus. The transcript is spliced from 11 exons. The record is from RefSeq and is a predicted model, not a curated record. Bases 37 to 1185 code for a protein of 382 amino acids. Lineage: Eukaryota; Metazoa; Chordata; Actinopteri; Syngnathiformes; Syngnathidae. Gene Ontology annotation, biological process: signal transduction.
CGUUCCUUCUCCCCUCAUCAGUGUUAGGCUUCCACAAUGGCAUCGUCAACAACCAUCAUGGUCCCCACCACCGCCUCGCGCUUCGCCCUCCUUCAGAUCGACUCGGACUCCGAAUCGGACAAUUCUGAGGCCGGGAAGAUUCCCAACAAAGGCGGCUCCGGGAAGCAGCGCCCGGAAAAAUCUGGAGGGGGCAAAGCAUCUCAGGGCAACGACAAGAAGAAAGACAAGAAGAAGAAGAAGAAGGAACAACAGCAAAGUGAAGCCAACGAGCUUCGCAAUCUGGCCUUCAAGAAGAUCCCGCAGAAGUCUCACGGCCCGCCGCCCAGCAUGACGCUUUCGGGAAUAGCCAGCGACCUCCUCAGCGCCGCCCCUUCGGCGCACGGUGCCACUCCAUCAUCCCAGCAGGGCUGGCAGCAGUGGAAGCAGAGGGACGAGCAGAUGACAUCCGAGAUGUACGAGGCAGAUUUGGAGAAGGCCUUGAUUCUGAGCAAACUGGAGUACGAACAAAACAAACAGCAGGGAGGCAGCAAUCAUGUGUCCUCACCAAAGUCUCGCAAAGAUGGCGGCAGCGGUGGCGGCAGCAAAGAGAAGAAGAAGAGGAACGGGCAGGCCAAAGACAAAAAGACAGUCUCUUUGCAGGACUUCCAGGCUGAAGGCAGCGCAGAGCAUGUGAACCGGAGGCAAGAGAAAGAGGAAGUGGCCAACUCCGCUCUGGGACUGGGCCAGGAGGAGCGUUUCUUUAACAAGCUCGAGGACGACGUCAGCCGAAUAAUCCAGCGGGAGAAGAAGCGCAAGCAGUAUAACGGCAGACACGAAGGCGACGCGUCAGCGGAACAUGAACCAGACCCUCGUGCCGAGCAGCUGAAGUAUGAACUGGAGAAGAAGGACCAAGAGAUCCGUGAGCUGAAGAAGACCAUCGCACAGUGGGAGGUCAAAUACAAAGAGGUGAAAUCCAGAAACGGGCAGCUUCUCAAGAUGCUUCAGCAAGGAGAGAUGAAAGACAAAGCAGAAAUCUUACUGCAAGUGGAGGAGCUGCUGCAUAUCAAAGAGGAACUUUCAUCGCAGGUGACCUUACUACAUGCUGCCCUGGAGCAAGAACGAUCUAAAGUCAAAUGUCUGCAGUCCGAACAGCCCAAACAUCAGGGAAACAAGAGAGGGAAAAAAAGUUCUGAUGCGGAUCUCUGACAGUGUUACUUGAAGCCCCAACAACAAAUAAACAUGUUCAUGUUUUUUUGUUUUUUUUUUAUGUUGGACUGUCAGCAUGUGGUAAUGCAUGCCUCUCUCAACACACGUGUACACGCACACACACACACGCACACACGUACACAAAAUGGUCAUUAAUGCUGCCCCCUACAGGCACGAGUGCAGAGCAACAGGAGUGCCUGUUAGUUCAAAAUGCCAAAAUGUCUGACUGACUUAGGAGUUGAGAAAUGUUUCUAGUUUGUCCACUCCACUGAGAAGUCAAUAAAAUACUUUUUCAGUGAAAAAA